Messenger RNA from Funneliformis mosseae, 1609 nucleotides. The record is from the annotation of a GenBank genome assembly. Lineage: Eukaryota; Fungi; Glomeromycota; Glomeromycetes; Glomerales; Glomeraceae.
AUGUCCACACAAGAAAACCUUCUUUUUACAUCAAAGCUCAUCUCCCCCGAAGUUCAAGCAGCGUUACCUAAGGGCUAUACCAUUCGACCCUUAGCUAGUGACGACUAUGAACGCGGUUUCCUUGACGUACUUUCUGUUCUUACUGUGAUAGGAAACAUUACCAAAGCGCAAUUUCUCGGUACAUUGACUGCUCAGACGUGUUCGCUUACUUCCCAUAACCAUGAAUAUUUUACCCUCGUGAUUGUUUCUCCCCAAAAUCGUAUUGUUGGGGCUGGAACAAUAUUCGUUGAACGAAAGUUCAUUAGAAACACCGGACUAGUUGGACACAUUGAAGAUAUUGCUGUUGAUAAAAAUCAACAAGGCAAAAAACUUGGUUUAAGAAUUAUUCAAGCUCUCAAAUACACUGGAGCUAAAACUGGUUGCUAUAAAGUCAUUUUGGAUUGUUCUGAAAAGAAUGUUAAUAACAUAGAUUUCAGAGAAAAGAAGUUGAAAUGGCUUGAAGGUGGUGGUGUAUUUGUAUUUGCUGCGAGAGAUAAAAAUUCAAAAUUAGACAUUAAACAAUCACCGAUUGAAAGGUUUUGGUCACCGAGAGGGCAAAGUGGAAAGUCGACCAACAUCAAUGUCGUUCAUGAAAAUAACUCACACAAUAAUUCCGGGUAUUUGUGGAGGCUAAAAAUGUUUCCUAAUGGCGUAGAUAAGAAAUCGAAUGAUUACAUUUCUCUUUAUCUUGAAGCAAUUCAAACACAUUAUGAGAAACAAAAUAGUAUAACAGGAAGGCACAAGAAAUUUCGACUAGCGCUUUAUCGAGUGGAUUCAAAUAUCCAAACCACGAAACAGAGACCAAUACUUGUGAUAGAUCGUCAUACUUUGGAGACGAAAUUUGAAUUCAAUGGGGUGCACGCAGAUUAUGGAUUUGCAAGAAUUAUCGCUCUUAAAGAAUUAUUCCCAAAUGAUACUACAUUGACCGAAGUAGAUUUAUUAGUCAGAACUCAAAUUUUCGAGGAUACUAUAACACCUGGGGAGGGUUCAAGUUCAAUGGACAUUGUAAGUAAUAUAUCACUUAUGCCCUUUGAAAGAUAUUUCGGUGAAGAAAGAUUUUGUGAUGUUGAAUUCGUAUUUGAUUGUGGUUCAAGCAUGAAAGCUCAUAGGGUCAUUCUCGCAGCACGAUCAAUGUACUUUGAAAGAAUGUUGGGAGGUGAAUGGAUGGAAAAUCAUAUGAAAACCAUCGCCAUCAGAGACAUGCCAUUUGACGCGUUUCGAUGUAUUGUUCACCAUCUUUACACCGGAAAACUUGAAGAGGGAUUGACAUUUGAACUCUUAAGAGAUAUUUAUUCUAAAGCUGAUAUGCUUAGUUUAGAACAACUUGGUCAAAUGGCUGCCAAAAGAAUGGUUAAUUUGAUGACUCAUGAUAAUUGGGAUCAAGUUUUAAUGUUGGGUUGGAAAUUUUAUGAUGAUCGAUUAAAAGAUGCCGGUCAGGAAUUUGCUGUGAAACAUUGGAACGUUAUAAAGGAUUCCGAGAAUAUGAAACAAGUUUUGGCGAGCGGUCACGUUGAUCGAAUCGUUGAGUUAGUCUUACAAAGUUUUUUUACACCGAAUAAUACAAGGAUAG